UCAAUUUGGAACGGUCUACUUCCAGCUUCAUCGACCGGCUCAAGGUGGCCGUGGAAGAACGAGAGCUCAUUCCGUGGCUUCUGCAGAGCCGCUUCACUCAAUCCUCUCGAUUCCUUCGCGAGGCAGGUGAUGGUUCUUUUCAAGGCCAGUCGGCGCGUUGUGUCGACAAGUUUGCCGGCAAUCAAAAGUGGAUCUGUACCUCUCAAGAACCUUUCUUCGAUCUAUAGGGCUGGACUGAUUCGCCAUUCCAGUGGCUGGAGAUCAUUUUCUGCUUGUAGGUCAUUCAGCACCCAGACUGCUACAACAGGAAGUACCCCUCAGCCUCCACCUCCACCUCCACCUCCAGAAAAGACUCAUUUUGGUGGUCUAAAGGAUGAAGAUCGCAUUUUCACGAACCUAUAUGGCUUGCAUGAUCCUCUUCUAAAAGGUGCUAUGAAACGGGGUGACUGGUACAGAACCAAGGACUUGGUAGUUAAGGGUAGUGACUGGAUUGUCAAUGAAAUGAAGAAGUCUGGUCUGAGAGGCCGUGGAGGAGCUGGUUUUCCAUCUGGUCUGAAGUGGUCUUUCAUGCCCAAGGUAUCUGAUGGCCGCCCUUCUUAUCUUGUUGUCAAUGCUGAUGAAAGUGAACCUGGCACAUGUAAAGACAGAGAAAUCAUGCGUCAUGAUCCUCAUAAACUUCUGGAAGGGUGCCUGAUUGCUGGAGUUGGUAUGAGGGCAACAGCUGCAUACAUCUACGUAAGAGGAGAAUAUGUAAAUGAACGAUUGACACUUGAGAAGGCAAGAAAGGAAGCAUAUCAAGCUGGAUUAUUGGGGAAGAAUGCUUGUGGAUCAGGUUAUGAUUUUGAUGUUCAUAUACACUUUGGUGCUGGAGCUUACAUCUGUGGUGAAGAGACAGCAUUAUUGGAGAGCCUUGAAGGCAAACAAGGGAAACCAAGACUAAAGCCUCCUUUCCCAGCAAAUGCAGGACUAUAUGGCUGUCCGACUACUGUAACAAAUGUGGAGACUGUGGCUGUAUCUCCCACAAUUUUGCGGCGAGGACCUGAAUGGUUUGCAAGCUUUGGCCGGAAAAAUAAUUCUGGCACAAAACUGUUCUGUGUAUCUGGUCAUGUGAACAAGCCUUGCACGGUGGAAGAGGAGAUGAGUAUCCCACUGAAGGAAUUGAUAGAGAGGCAUUGUGGUGGCGUUCGAGGAGGCUGGGACAACCUGUUGGCAGUUAUCCCGGGAGGUUCUUCUGUUCCCCUCCUUCCCAAGCACAUAUGUGAUGAUGUCAUGAUGGAUUACGAUGCUCUUAAAGCUGUUCAGUCUGGACUGGGUACUGCAGCAGUGAUUGUUAUGGACAAAUCCACUGAUGUCGUGGAUGCAAUAGCAAGACUGUCUUACUUCUACAAGCAUGAGAGUUGCGGUCAGUGCACACCCUGCAGGGAGGGAACCGGAUGGCUGUGGAUGAUUAUGGAGAGGUUGAAGGUGGGGAAUGCCAAGCUGGAGGAGAUUGAUAUGCUUCAGGAAGUCACCAAGCAGAUCGAAGGGCACACUAUAUGCGCUCUGGGUGAUGCUGCUGCAUGGCCGGUACAGGGACUUAUCAGGCAUUUUAGGCCAGAACUAGAAAGGAGAAUCAGGGAGAGGGCCGAGAGAGAGCUCUUGGAGGCUGCAGCUGCUUAAAUCCUCUAGCCUUUCCUUUUCAAGAGCUUUCUCUGCUUCUUUUCAUCAAACUUAUGAGAAUAAUCAAUUGUUGGUGGACAUCCUAAUGAGAACACAGCUCUGCAUGCUGUUUCUGACGUUGUCCUCUACACAGACCUAUUUGUCUGAAGCUCUUCCAAGAUCAGAUCCAUGUUGUUGGAUCCCUGAGCCUGCAAAUUCUGCAAUUGUUUUCGUUUGUGGAGGAGAAUUCAUUUAUUGUCUGCCCAUGAAUAUAUAUUGGGAAUCUUGUCAAAUUUCAUUAAUAUAUUUU
Musa acuminata subsp. malaccensis (wild Malaysian banana) is the source of this 1948-nucleotide messenger RNA. RefSeq names its product NADH dehydrogenase [ubiquinone] flavoprotein 1, mitochondrial. The record is from RefSeq and is a predicted model, not a curated record. Gene Ontology annotation, biological process: mitochondrial electron transport, NADH to ubiquinone. Gene Ontology annotation, molecular function: NADH dehydrogenase (ubiquinone) activity; 4 iron, 4 sulfur cluster binding; FMN binding. NCBI's taxonomy places the organism in Eukaryota, Viridiplantae, Streptophyta, Magnoliopsida, Zingiberales, Musaceae.